AUGCCAAAGCCUCUACAGCACGAAGAUAGAAUCCAAUUAGCACUCGAGGCCUUACGUUCAGGCCAAAUCAAAAUCAUUCGCAACGCUGCGGAUGCGUUUGGUGUACCGAAGUCCACUCUCCACAGACGCGUCAAGGGGGGCGGUACGCGUCAAGAAGCUCAAGUCAAGAACCGAAAGCUACGCCCAACUGAAGAAGCAGCCUUGAUUCAAUGGAUCGAGUCAUUGGACGACCGUGGGAUGUCGCCGACGAUCGGUUAUAUCCGACAGAUGGCUGACCUUCUUCUCCGCGAGCGUGGAGGCUUCACUCUACUCGACGCGUCUCUUACAUCCACCCCGGUCCCGGCAAUGACUGUUGGUGAGAACUGGGUCCAGCGGCUUCUUCAUCGGCAUCCCCAUCUGGAGACGAAGUAUUCUAGAAAGUACGACUAUCAACGGGCCUUAGGCGAGGAUCCAGAGAAGAUUUCAGCGUGGUUUGCACGAGUGCAAAGGACCAUCAACGAAUACGGUGUUCUUGACAGCGACAUCUACAACUUUGACGAAAUUGGUUUCCAGAUGGGUGUUGCAAGCACGUCUAAAGUGGUCACUCGAUCUGACCGACGGAAUCGACCUGUUGUUAUCCAGCCGGGAAAUCGAGAGUGGACAACUGUCAUUGAGUGCAUCAACGCGACAGGUUGGAGUGUUGAUCCAAUGAUCAUCUUCGAAGGAAAAGUCCACAUCUCGUCAUGGUACGACAGCUCAGCACUGCCAAAGACGUGGCGGAUUGGAGUCAGCGAUAACGGCUGGACAACCGAUGAGCUUACCUUUGCGUGGCUUCGAGAAGUCUUCGAGCCACAGACGCGAAACCGGACUGUUGGUCGAUAUCGGCUUCUCAUUCUCGAUGGUCAUGGAAGCCAUUCGACGCCUGAAUUCGACAAAUUCUGUACUGAGCAUCGGAUCCUUACAGAGUGUAUGCCUUCGCACUCGUCGCACUACCUCCAGCCCCUUGACGUUAGCUGUUUCGCUGUGCUUAAGCGGACGAAACACCAGAGAGAGAUAAGCCCAACAGAUCAGGCGCUUCAGAAAAUCAUCAAGGGCUGCCAGAUGGCGAUGCACAAUGCUACUCUUUUGCAGGAAGAGAACUCGCGACUUCGAGCUGAAAAUGGUCGACAAAAGAGAAAGCGGGCACGCCGAGCUUUCAUUCAAACAGGAGGGACUAUGACGAUUGGAGAAGGGAUGACACACAUCGAGGCCUCCCAGAAUGCUCGUCAGAAGGGUCAAGGAAGCCAGGAAGCUCGUCGAGAGGUCGAAGAAGGAGAGGUGGGGCCAUCGGACACGACUGCGCCAAAGGCACGAAAGCGGGCAAGUCCUGGCAAUUCCUAUCUGUUGGGCUUGUUGCAUUUGUACGCUGCCUCAACUCCGGUGUCAUAUGGCUCCCGUGGCCAUCGAGAAUCAAGAGGCGGUACCGGCCAACUGUUCGGCUUCGAGUUUGCGGCUCAAACACUUGCUGAAGCCACUCGAGUGUAA
Molecule: messenger RNA, 1503 nt
Organism: Chaetomium globosum CBS 148.51
Lineage: Eukaryota; Fungi; Ascomycota; Sordariomycetes; Sordariales; Chaetomiaceae
Exons: 4
Coding region: 1-1503 (500 amino acids)
Cellular component (GO): nucleus
Molecular function (GO): DNA binding
Source: RefSeq, a predicted model, not a curated record